UGAAGGAGCAGCGUGACGGUGUUAGUUUGGCGCCGGGGCUCCCAGAGGGUGGAUGUGCCGCGCCUCUCGCUUCUUAUUUCGCCUCUUUCUCCGGCCAUUUUCGGGAAUUUCCUCGUCAGAUAUGAGCAAGAAGACAGCUGUGGUGCUGCUGGCGGAGGGCGCCGAGGAGAUGGAGGCUGUCAUUACCAUAGACACCCUCAGGAGGGCCGGGAUAACUGUAACUGUAGCAGGGUUGGCUGGUGCUACUGCUGUACAUUGCAGCAGAGAUGUGGUAAUUGUUCCUGAUGUUGCCCUUGAUGAUGCUGUAUCUAAAGGUCCUUAUGAUGCCAUUGUGUUGCCUGGAGGACUAAAAGGAGCUGAAAGUCUUGGAAAG
Messenger RNA from Cherax quadricarinatus, 373 nucleotides. The record is from RefSeq and is a predicted model, not a curated record. Lineage: Eukaryota; Metazoa; Arthropoda; Malacostraca; Decapoda; Parastacidae.